Zophobas morio is the source of this 1717-nucleotide messenger RNA. RefSeq lists its product as uncharacterized. Lineage: Eukaryota; Metazoa; Arthropoda; Insecta; Coleoptera; Tenebrionidae. The transcript is spliced from 9 exons. The record is from RefSeq and is a predicted model, not a curated record. The coding region runs from base 145 to 1584 and encodes 479 amino acids.
UCCGCCAUUGAAAAUUCAAUUUGUAUACAACUUAUGGACGCCAUUGCAUGUUAGGGAAGUUGUGAAGCUUUCUUGUUGUUCCCGCGUGAAAACUAAUAAGUUUAUUUACACUUUUAUAAACUCGUCGAUUUUCCCUCGAACAGAAUGAAAAGAAGUCGUCAGUUCAAGGAAGGUGACAAAGUUUUUGCCAAAAUUAAAGGAUACCCAGCAUGGCCGGCAGUGGUACUCGGCAAAAGCGGCAAGAAAUUCAAUGUACAGUUCUACGGAACUGGCGAAACGGGGAACAUUAAACCGGAAGAUAUAUGCUACUAUUUGAAGAACAAGGAGCAAAUGACAAAGGGAUCCAAGAAAAAGGAGUUCAAAGAUGCAAUUGACCAGAUUGAAAAAGCCAUUGCGGUUGAUGGAACCGAUGGGGAUGAUUCUCCAUCUGAUGAACAGUCACCAGCUCCAAAGAGAAAACGAACAAACUCUGAAAAAUCGUCAGAUUCUGCAAAGGUUAGCAGAAAUUCUGAAAGUGAAGGAGAAUCCAACAUGAGUGAAAGUACAGCAGAUGGCCCCACUGAACCUAAAGUGGAAAAUGACACCGAGAAAGAGGAUAAUGAGACAAUGGAUGAUGCGGACGUUAAUAACCCACCAACUGAUGAAGAUCUCCCGUUUCUUCCAAACGUUAAAAUUGUUUCAGAGCUUAAUCUCAAAAACUGGAUUAUCUAUGCUGAUGCUGUUAAGGAAAACCCAGAAUUAUACAAAUCACGUCCUGUGGAUCAGAGAUGCUAUUUCCAGAAUCAAGUAUUCCCCGUGCUGCUGCCGUCUGGUAAAUACGCUGGUUUAAAAUUGCACAAAACCUGGCCACUUCACUUUGAAAAUGAAUAUGAUUGUGCUAUGUAUGACAACGAUACAGCUUCUCGAGUUCUGCUAUUGAAAGAAUCAGUUAUAACUGGAGAAGUAACAAUGGAAAGUGACCCAGAGUCAUUUUUGGAAGAUUUUGAUCUGACAGAAACUGAAAUUCGCAGAGAUGCUGAAAUGAAACUCAUCAACAAUAAAUAUAAGAGGGUUGAAAGAUUGAGAAGUGAAUCCACAUUGGUUGAACUCGAUGCAAAAAUAAAGAACUGCUUAGGGUUGAAUAAGGCUGACCCAAAGAAGGCUCUGGAAUUUUUGGAUCAAAUGUUGGAAAUCAACAUGGACGAAAUCAUGCUAAAAAAACAUUCCCAUGUGGUCGAAAUGAUCAGGAGAUUAAGAAAAUACAUUGGGAAUGUUGAUGAAUGGAACUUGUCACCAGAGGAGUUAGAUGUCUUCAACACCGAUGCACAAAAAUUAAGAACCAAAGCUGAUGAAAUUUACAAGAAAUUCAAAUCUGUUGUUAAACUACCAGCCGGAUCUAUAAACUUCUGGGACGGGUUUAAUGACGUAGUUCGCAAAUUUAGAGAAGACUGCAUCCACUUAAAUAAUAGAGAAGUAUUUGUUCUGUGUGCUGAACCUUAUUCGCGUCAGGCUAUUAUUGACAGGCUUGAACAAGAAGAAGAAUUGCAGGAAGCAGAUAUUCAUCGCCCUGUUGAGGCGGACACAGAUAAAGUUGGAGAAUCGUAGUAAGGUUGCCAAUUUGGAAAAUGGAUUUCAUGUUGCAUAAGUUUAUAAAAUUUCCAAUCUUUUUUUUUUAUUAAAUGUUCCACAUUUCUUAUUUGUAUAUCAACAUAAUAAUAGACAUACAUUCUAGUAUAAA